GCUGCCAAAAACGGCCAGAGAUCAAACUGUAACAAAGUCAGACACCACAAAGCCGUUGACAUCCUGGCUUGUAGGGUCUUUUUCUUGGCUUUACCGUGACGCAUCUAAUAUUCCAGACAAAGACUUACAGCUUACUUGGUUAUUGGCGACUACGUGAGGAUAAUUAAUGCUGAAGGACUCUGCCGACCUUUUCUGCCCUUAUGCUUGAUCUUCGAUGUCACGCGAUUGCACGCCUUGCAUACUCGGAGCUCAGACUAGCUCAGAUGGUUCUAGGAUUGCCUGCAACUCAUGCAAUAAUGCUUGGCAAUUCUGUAGAUCCAUGUUGUACCUCGAAGCCUAGACCACCAUAUUACUCUGUGCCUCACCUUUUUCCUGAGUGUGUGGCCGAGCGGUGACCAAUGACAUCCAAACAUAGCCCUCUUCGCGAGGAGAGCAUCUAUCUUAUGCUUGGCAGGCUUCGAAAGACUCGUAUCGUCACUGGAACUCGUGUACAUCUGGCGUAUUUGGGGCAUCUAUAUACCGUAAGUACGAGACGGUUUGCUUGGCUUUCAAAACAACUUUGGACCCGAAAACGUUAUUUAAAUUGAAUCAUCCCGCGGUGACAGUAUACAGCAGAAGGUCAGCGAUUUUGCAGCAGCAGAUCAUUUUCUUUCGCAUACCGGAUCAAAGCUAUGGGAAUAUGAAUGCCUUCUACGAGCAAAAGAAGUCUGUUCAUUUUUAAUUUGCUCACGAAAUGGAACUUGUCAACCCCAGUCGAUCAUGAAUCGUUCCACAGGACGCAAGAUCUUCGCUUUCGAGAAGCUCGCUAUCUUGCUGGAAAAAUGACUAAACAAGUGGGCGGAUUUCCUCUAACGCCGCAUCAACUCCUAGUCGGGACCCACCCCGACGUGCAUCGUCCACCCGUGUUGCUCUUGGCUACUGUUCAACGCCGCAGCCAUGUAUACCGGUAGCUAUCAUAUUUUCGUCUCGCCUCUCCAGUUUCUUUAUAACAUGGCCCUCAAAGACGCCACAAAGUCUUCAAGUCGAGUUCGACGCUUCACCUCCCGCUUCCUCCACCUUCUAUAUCAUUAUUUCUCAAUAUUAAAAAUGCCAGGCCUCGAUCUCUAUGGUUCUGCUCCCGAAGCUAUCCCUGCUUCUCAAACGAUCAAUAUCCCUCACCACUCCGCUGACACUCCACCAGACUCUCCUAUCGAGAGCCAGGAGGAGCCCAAGCCCAAUGUCUACUACAAUGCUCGCCUAGACCCAAAGAACUUCCUUGAGGGCCCUCUGUCACAUAACCCUGCUACUCGUCUCCGUCAAUUGCUCGCACGACCUGGGAUUGUGGUUGCGCCUGGUAUCUGUGAUGGUAUUAGCGCAAGAUGCGCACUCGAAGCCGGCUUCGAUUGCUUGUACCAAAGUGGUGCUGCUACCACAGCUUCCCGCCUUGGCAUGCCUGAUCUUGCCAUUGCUACUCUGAACGACUUUGUACAGAGCGCCCAAAUGGUCUGUAGCCUAGACCCCACUACACCUGUCAUUGCUGAUGCCGACACAGGCUUCGGUGGCCCAGCGAUGGUAGCACGAACCGUCACCCAAUACGCGCGCGCCGGUGUCGCUGCUCUUCACAUUGAAGACCAAGUCCAAACGAAGCGUUGCGGUCAUCUUCUCGGCAAGCAAGUGGUUUCACGAGAGGAGUUUAUUACUCGUAUCCGAGCAGCAGUCAUCGCUAGAGAUUCCAUCCCCGGAGGCUCUGAUUUCGUCAUCAUUGGCCGUACAGAUUCUGCUCAAGUCCUUGGUAUGGAGGAGGCUGUCACUCGUCUGAAGCUUGCGGCAGAUGCUGGUGCCGAUGUUUGCUUUAUCGAGGGUGUCAAGACUGCAGAGCUCUUGAAGGAGACCGUUGCUGCACUUGCGCCUAAGCCUGUCCUCGUCAAUGUUAUUUCUGGUGGUCUCACUCCUUCCUUCACAUGCAAGGAGGCUGAGGAGAUGGGUGCUAAGAUUAUCAUCUUCUCAUUGGUAUCUUGCGUCGCUGCUGUCCAUGGUAUUCGUGCUGCCAUGCAAUCCUUAAAGAAGACGGGUACGGACUUUACGUCUGCCAAGGGCAUGGACCCCAAAGCGUUCUUCGAAGUCAUGGGUCUCAAGGAUGUCAUUGAGCUCGAUGCCAGAGCCGGUGGAAAGGCUUUCCAACUCGUCUAAAGCUGCUUCCUUCGAUUAGGGAGUACAGUGUCGGAAGCUGUGUAUUUUGGUUUUUCUUGCAUCACUAGUAGACCGGAUCCCGCUCACCUAUGUAUCUUUCUUUCUCUCGUAAUCUUUUGGGUUUUCUUCUGUCUUUAUUAGCAACAACAUAUCAUGAUGUAUCACGUAGACAAAUGCAUCCAAUCAUGACCAUUAUUUCUCUUGCUCCCCCUCUACGGCGCGCCGCUCGAUGUUAAGAAUAAUAUCGAACGGACGUC
Somion occarium is the source of this 2426-nucleotide messenger RNA. Lineage: Eukaryota; Fungi; Basidiomycota; Agaricomycetes; Polyporales; Cerrenaceae. The record is from the annotation of a GenBank genome assembly.